This is a messenger RNA of Monopterus albus (swamp eel), 4088 nucleotides long. RefSeq names its product forkhead box O3A (gene foxo3a). Gene Ontology annotation, cellular component: mitochondrial matrix; nucleus. The record is from RefSeq and is a predicted model, not a curated record. The transcript has 3 exons. Gene Ontology annotation, molecular function: RNA polymerase II cis-regulatory region sequence-specific DNA binding; DNA-binding transcription factor activity, RNA polymerase II-specific. Gene Ontology annotation, biological process: regulation of transcription by RNA polymerase II. Lineage: Eukaryota; Metazoa; Chordata; Actinopteri; Synbranchiformes; Synbranchidae. The coding region runs from base 1060 to 2916 and encodes 618 amino acids.
CACAAUUACACAUUCAUGCUGGGCCAGAACUACCACGGAUUUAGGAUUAAGCGCCUUGCUGCAGGGCACCACAGUGGUGUUGAUGAGGGUGGGACCGGUCUGUGCCAUGCAGGUUUAAUCCUGCUGGUCUCUGGCUACCGCUGCCCCUUUUGCCCUGUAUUACUGUGUGCUGUAAACUCCUCUCUGCAUCAUUAAAACUCCCAACACAGUAAUGAGGACACGACCCAAGUGUAGGAACAACAGUGUGAUUUCAGCGCAGUCCAGGGGGCUGGAUCGUGUUUUUUCCUUCUUGGAGUUGGAGCUUUGCGCCAACCACAGCAGCAGGAGAUUGAAUGAAGUGUCUUUGCAGGGUGCGCGCCGCACGGAGGAUUCCGUGCUUACCUGUUCAAGAUGUCAGAGAUGUACAGCCAGGACGCGUCAUUAUUUUUUGAGCUCUUGAGAGGGCGGAUUUGAGGCUCGCCACAUUUCUGUGGUUGCUGUUUAAAAAACAGCUGCAGGGCCUCGAGAAACCAAUCUCCGCCUUGAUGGUAUCGGGACGGCAACGCGCUGCUCAAGCGACUGGUGGCUCUCUGCGCGGAUGAUAAAGAACUUGAGAAAGGAAAUGGUCAAGAUGGCAGCUGUGUACGGAACGAUUAAGCUGAUGCGGUGGCAUUAGAUGCAGUAAUUCUCAUUUUGCUUUGGCAUGCACGUCGCGGGGUCGUGGUGCAGGACGCGGGCGCUUGUAAAGGAACGCCGUGUGGAUCCCUUUAAGACUGCUGGUUCUUCCUAUGUUUAACUCACAUUUCGAGAAACUGCAAUGUAUGUAUGUAUGUAUGGGUGUGGACUGUGCACGAGAAAGGGCAAUGUUUUGUUAAUGCUGGUCAGACCGAUCGGCUCUCGGCGCUGUGGAUAGACGCCUCGCUGGAGGACCUAUAGAAAGACACGUGCUGGGACUGGGCUGUAGGCUGGACAUUUGCAUAUCGUGCAUAGUAAAUAAACUUCACGAAGCCUGCACACAACAUUGAUGGAAUGCGCCCUGAGUGAUUUUAUUACCCUUUGUGCCGAGAUAUCGCGAUUAACAUGGCUGAGGCGCAGCACAACGGCAACGAGCCUCCUUUAAACGUUGAGAUUGAUCCGGAUUUCGAGCCCCAGAAACGGCCACGGUCUUGCACUUGGCCCCUGCCCCGUCCGGAGUGUGGUGCGGGCAAGCCUGGGACAAAUGACACUGACGUAAUCCCCGAAGAAGAGGAUGAUGAAGGUGGCAACGCUGGGAGCGGCGCUGCUGAGGCAUCCAGCGGUGGUGCCAUCAGACCCCGGGAACCGAGCAGCAACAGCUCUAUCUCGCAGCCUGUGGAGGUCCAGCUCGGCCCUUGCAAAGAGGAGGGCGCCGACGGCUCGCCUUCCUCCGCGCAAACCCCCGCCGCGGCUCUGGGCGGCUCUGCCUCCCAGCAGCUGAGGAAGUCCUCCGCUCGCAGGAACGCCUGGGGCAACUACUCCUAUGCUGACCUCAUUACCCAAGCCAUAGAGAGCUCCCCCGAGAAAAGACUGACCUUGUCCCAAAUCUAUGACUGGAUGGUGAGGUCUGUGCCGUAUUUCAAGGACAAAGGCGACAGCAAUAGCUCCGCAGGCUGGAAGAAUUCUAUCCGACACAACCUGUCUCUCCACAGUCGUUUUGUGAAAGUCCAGAAUGAGGGAACAGGGAAAAGCUCCUGGUGGAUGGUCAACCCUGAAGGUGGGAAAGGAGGCAAAGCUCCCAGACGACGGGCUGUAUCAAUGGAUAACAGUAAGUACAUCAAAGGAGCUCGAGGACGUGCCACCAAGAAGAAGGCCGCACUGCAGGCCGCUCAAGAUGGCAGCUCUGAGAGCUCCUCCAGCCUUUCCAAGUGGACGGGAAGCCCCACCUCUCGCAGCAGCGAUGAGCUGGAUGCCUGGACAGACUUCCGAUCCCGAACCAAUUCCAAUGCCAGCACACUCAGCGGUCGUCUGUCCCCAAUCCUGGCCAACCUGGAGCUGGAUGAGGUGCCUGAUGAUGACUCGCCCCUCUCCCCGAUGCUGUACUCCAGCCCUAGCAGCAUGUCUCCAUCCACAGGGCCCACAGGGCUCUCUGACCUGGCAGGUACCAUGAACCUCAACGACGGGCUCUCUGACAACCUGAUGGACGACCUUUUAGACAAUAUCAGCUUGACAGCAUCCCAGCAGCCUCCUCCUGGAGAGGAAGAAAAUGGAGUCAACAGCCAUGGGAGCUCAGUGUUUACCUUUAGCUGCUCAAGUAGCCCCUCUGGCAGCUAUGGGCCAAACCCACUGUUCAGCCCAUCGUCCAUCACAAGCCUGCGGCAGUCGCCUAUGCAGACCAUCCAGGAAAACAAACAGACCACCUUCUCCUGUAUCUCACACUUCAGUGAUCACCAGACCCUGCAGGAUAUGCUCAGCCUGGACUCCCACAGCCACAGCAAUGUCAUGCUCACUCAGUCCGACCCACUGAUGUCGCAGGCCAGCACUGCCAUCGCCCUGCAGAACUCUCGCCGAAAUGCCAUGCUGCUGCGCAAAGACCACAUAUUGGUGAACCACACCAGUGCUGGUCCAGCCCAAAGCUCUUCAAUACCUGGUUGGCAAGCAGGCUUGUCAACCUCUGUCAACAAUGCUGGUCACCCUGACGCCAAGCAGCCACACCUGAAGUCUCCCAGAAAGAAUGUCUCUAUGCAGCUUGGCUCUGGUUUGUCCGGCCAGGACCGCUUUACCGCCGAUUUGGACCUUGAUGUGUUCAAUGGCAGCCUGGAGUGUGACAUGGACUCCAUCAUUUGCAAUGAACUGAUGGACGCAGAUUGCCUGGACCUCAGCUUCGACUCCCGACUUACAUCCGCCCAGAACGCCAACAGGAAUUCAGGAAGUUUCUCGAGCUCGAAACAGACCUCCCCUCAGACCUGGGUCCCAAGCUGAGAAGCUCAGUCAGAACUCAGCAUGAGUAAAAAAAAAAAAAUAAAAAAAAAAAUGUGGGGAAAAUAUAAAUUGGGGUUCAUUGUCAUGGAUUGUGCAACUAGAGGAAAGCAAGUAUGUAAAAGUGUAUUCAUGUAAUUUUUCCAUUAUUUUUAAUGUGAGGCAUUAAGUUCAGUACUGUAUUUCAAGUGUCUGAAAAACACAAACUGGUGUCUUUACAUUGAAUUAAAUUUAAAAAUGCCUGGGCGGUGUGAACAACAGCACUGAAUGGAAGUACAGGCCAUUUUGUUAAAAUUAUAUGAAAAACAUCAACUCAUGUUAGUCUCAGGGAAUCACUUAUUUCACAAAGCGAUACAUGAAACUGAAGAAGAAUUAUGCUUUUGUCCUGCGCGCCCUCCCCUCUCACACCGUUUCAUAUCCAAACUAACAUGUUUGCCAAACCAGCUGUCAGCCUGUUGGUGGGUGACAGCCUGUUUACAGAAAAAAGCUGCAGAGAAUGUUACAAAAUUAUGUUCCAGUAGAGGAUGCGUGGCAAGCUUUUUUUUUUUUUAAAGUUUCUUUGAGAGACUUGCCUAAAUGGACUAAAAAUUUCAAAAGAAGUGUUGAUGAAAAGCUUUUUUCCCCCCAUUGAUGCACCGAGUCACGCACCAAAUAUCAAUGUGCUAACAUGCGAACUGAUCUUCAUUGUGUGGUUUUUGUAUGUAAUGUUUUAUUUAGAAAAUUUUACCCUGUGAUUUUAGUGACAUUACUGUGAAUUAUGUCCUUUCUUAGGAGGUGCAUUACUGAAUUCUUAAUAAUAUGUAUUUUCUGCUGCAGAUCCAUUUCCACCAUCUUCCCCAUUCUUUCUCUUCCACUUACUGCAAUAUUGGAAGUACUACUCAGCAUAGAGAGUUUAGGACAGAAUUAAGGUCAUGAUUUAGUGCUAGUUGACAUCAUUACAUUAGCAGACACAGGGGACUACAGACGGGUGACAUGUUAAAGAAAAAAACCUGAUGGAAUGGUCUCUUCAAUGAUGACGGUGCCUCCAUCCACAGGGCACAGGAACUUAAUGAAUGGUUUGGGAUUUUGGCCCAAGUGUCAGAUAGCAUCUCUACCACCACUGUCAAAACACCACAUGAGGGGAUAUCUUCUGGAAGAAUGGUGUUCAUCCAUCCAAUGGAGUUCAGAGACUUGGA